Messenger RNA from Heterocephalus glaber (naked mole-rat), 1400 nucleotides. It is a transcript of the gene Mrps9, whose product is annotated as mitochondrial ribosomal protein S9. Lineage: Eukaryota; Metazoa; Chordata; Mammalia; Rodentia; Bathyergidae. Gene Ontology annotation, molecular function: RNA binding; structural constituent of ribosome. Gene Ontology annotation, cellular component: mitochondrial small ribosomal subunit; ribosome. Gene Ontology annotation, biological process: translation. The record is from RefSeq and is a predicted model, not a curated record.
CGCCUUGCAGUGUUUGCCCCGCCCCCUUUACCCCGCCCAGCCGUGGCGGGGGGGGUCUCUCGCGGCCAACAUGGCGGCGCCCUGUGUGUCCUGUAGCUCAUCUCUUUCCUGCAGGCUCUUCCUCGGGAGUCGGGUCAUCCUCGCCCGGAGCCAAGAGCCCUGGAAAGCUUUGGCGGCUGGCCUGCAAGCAGGUACCGGACCCCAGAUAUCAAGGCUAAUACAUACCACAGUUGUAACAACAAAGAAAGGUGUUCCUGCCUCCAGACGCGAGACGUACACAGAGGACUUUAUUAAAAAACAGAUUGAAGAGUUCAACAUAGGAAAGAGACAUUUAGCCCACAUGAUGGGGGAGGACCCAGAAACUUUCACCCAAGAGGAUGUUGACAGAGCUAUUACUUACCUUUUCCCAAGUGGUUUGUUUGAAAAACGAGCCAGGCCAAUAAUGAAGCAUCCUGAACAAAUUUUUCCCAAACAAAGAGCAAUCCAGUGGGGAGAAGAUGGCCGUCCAUUUCAUUUUCUCUUCUACACUGGCAAACAGUCCUAUUACUCAUUAAUGCAUGACCUAUAUGGAAAGAUUCUCCAGGUCGAAAAUCGUCGAAAUGACUUGCUACCCAAAAGUCUGCUGCCAGAAACUGCCAAAGUCAUAGACCUGAUUGGCAGCAGAUGGCUGAUUAAGGAGGAACUAGAAGAAAUGUUAGUGGAAAAACUGUCAGAUCAAGAUUACACACAGUUCGUCCGGCUGCUGGAAAAGUUAUUGGCGCUGCCAUGCAGUCCUGCUGAGCAGGAGUUUGUGCAGAGGUUUCGCAGAAGCUUAGCCUUUCAGUCCAAAAAGCACCAGAUCCAGCCCGCACAGUAUGAUGAGCAGGGCGUGCCCUUCAGCACUAGCGAAGGUAAAAGAAAGACUGCAAGAGCAGAAGCAGUUGUUUCUGGACAGGGAACUGGAAGAAUCCAAGUGAAUGGCGUGGAUUACCUGCUGUACUUCCCGGUUACACAGGACAGGGAGCAGCUGAUGUUCCCUUUCCACUUCCUUGACCGGCUUGGGAAGCAUGAUGUGACCUGCACUGUUUCCGGGGGCGGGAGGUCAGCGCAGGCCGGAGCCAUCCGCUUGGCUAUGGCCAGAGCCCUGUGCAGCUUCGUCAGCGAGGACAAAGUCGAGUGGAUGCGGCAAGCUGGCCUGCUCACCCCCGACCCGAGAGUGCGAGAGCGGAAGAAGCCAGGCCAGGAGGGUGCCCGCAGGAAGUUCACCUGGAAGAAGCGCUGAGCCAGCCCUGCCCUCCACCAUGGGUCUACACCGCAGGCCAGCGCCAGGGCAGCACCAUCACUUUCAGAGUUGUGAGUGGAUAUAUUUUUAAAUGUGACUUUGUAAAAGUUACCAUUAAAAAAUUAAAAAGUAAAAAUAU